Messenger RNA from Lottia gigantea (owl limpet), 522 nucleotides. RefSeq lists its product as hypothetical. The transcript has a single exon. The annotation marks the transcript as partial. The record is from RefSeq and is a predicted model, not a curated record. NCBI's taxonomy places the organism in Eukaryota, Metazoa, Mollusca, Gastropoda, Lottiidae.
AUGCUUAAAUUUUUGUCUGAAGGAGCACCAUCAGAAAUAAAUCCUGAUAACAAUUCUAGAAACCUAGAACUAUUCUCUGUCCAUGAUAUUGCCAAUAAUUCUAUCUACGAUAUUGUCAACACUCCUGCCUAUGAUAUUAUCACCUCGUCUGCCCAAAGUAUUGUCAACACUCCCGCCUAUGAUAUUAUCAACUCGCCUACCCAAAAUAAUGUCAACACUCCUACCCAUGAUAUUUUCAACUCGCCCGCUCAAAGUAUUGUUAACACUCCUGCCCAUGAUUUUAUCAACUCACCUGCUCAAAGUAUUGUUAACACUCCUGCCCAUGAUUUUAUCAACUCACCUGCUCAAAGUAUUGUCAACACUCCUGCCCAUGAUUUUAUCAACUCACCUGCUCAAAGUAUUGUCAACACUCCUGCCCAUGAUUUUAUCAACUCACCUGCUCAAAGUAUUGUCAACACUCCUGCCCAUGAUUUUAUCAACUCACCUGCUCAAAGUAUUGUCAACACUCAUGAUAAUUUAAAU